AUGAAUGGUCGCGCUACACUUUCUAUCAAAAAAGUGGAAAAAGUUCAUGAAGGCAUCUAUUACUGCUAUGCGGAGAAUGAAUAUGGAAAAGCAGUGCUAUCCUGCAACCUGCGUGUUAUUGAUGCUGCUUACGGUCGGACGGAAUCAGUGCACGAAAUGAUGCGCAUUCCACUGAAGUAUGCUUUGUCAGAAACAGAAGCGGAAGUGUCAUCAAAUGUGCAUGUCACUCAUACAUCAGAAUCGUUCGAGCAUCAUUUUGCUAUGCUUCUUCCGGAAGCGAUUGCACUGGGCUACACAUGCAUUGCUUCAACAAGUCAAGUGCAUGAUGAUUCCGUGAUUCUAACACGAGAAUCAGCACAGAGCUUAAUGGAAAGACAGAGGAUUGUUGAGGGGGCGCUUCCGGAAGCAUAUGCUGCUCUCAACGUGAACGUGGAACGUGCGCCCGCACAUUUUGCUCACGAUGCACGCAUUAUACAACCAAUCAGCGAAAGAGCCGUCCUACUGCGGCAGAGGCCACAAUACACGAGAACCGAGGAGGUGAUACAGGCAAGUGAUAUAAAUCUGGUGGAAGAACGCCGAAUCAUGCAGCAGUAUCAGUCAACAGUCAAUGCAACGACCACUGUCGUGCUCGAGAAACCGAUUCAGCGAGCUGUGCACGAAGUCCGAUGUCUCUACGAUGAAAAGCUGGAAGUGAGCAAAGAGAGGAUAAAAGCGGUAUGCGAAGUUGAACUGAAGGAAGUCGAACAGGUUAAUGAACUGAUCAGCAGCGUAAUGGUAACAGAGGCGCAGCGCCAAGCGCAUGCAGUUACAAAUGUGGAUGUACGACGUCCGGAUGCAGUCUUCGACCAUGUCAUAACAGUUGUUGAAUCUGAGCGCGAGCACCUGGAUGCGCAUUUGUUAGCGACAUUACCUGUUCAACGGCUUGCAACCACAGUUUGGCAAUUCCAACAACCGCAGCAAUCUCUGCGAACUGAAGUUGUACAUGUGGAAUUUUCGAGGCGGCUUGCUCGUGCUGAGCAACGCAUUGUGAUCCUGGAAAGUUUGCAGCAAAGAUUCACUGAGGCUAUCACGUGGAACUUACGAAAGAUCCGUAAAGAAGCCGCAGAAAGUGGUCUAGCAGCUGCGCAUACGAGUAUUGAGGUGCGCAGGCCGGAAGAUAUUGGUGAGCACACAACAACAAUCGUCGAUACAAGAAGUAUUGUUGCAGAAUUACUUGCAAUUGCUGCUGCGGCCAGUAAACUCAAGGUAUAUCCCCUUACUUCUUUCCUAUAAUAAUACGUUUGGAAGUCAUACUUCCAUCAGCUUGCUCGUAAGCAACUCUUGAAGAAGGGAGCCAUCGACCGUCUUGCCAGCGAGUGGUUGCUGCUGGCAUUUGCUACUAGUCGGGCUACUUACUUC
This is a messenger RNA of Gongylonema pulchrum, 1398 nucleotides long. Lineage: Eukaryota; Metazoa; Nematoda; Chromadorea; Rhabditida; Gongylonematidae. The record is from the annotation of a GenBank genome assembly.